AGAGAGUGAAGGUCUUCCUGCAGGGAACCAGGGUGACCCACUCAUGGGGUGGAGAGCCAGGGGCUGGAGCUGAAGACCAGAAGAGCUGCAAACCAGUGCCAUUUUCAUGCUGCCCUGAAGAGAACGCUCUGACUGUGGUCAGCUGGUGCUUAGCCACAGUGGCUUGCGGUAGCACCAAAUGUCCCGGUGAUCUAGCACUGACUAGAUCAGCUGGUGGCAACGAGGAACACGUGGAAGCCAGGAACUGAUUUCACAACAAUGAGAUGCCUCACCCACCCGCUGCUCAGGAGGUUGUUUGGUCUCUCACCUCAGUGUGUGCCAGGGGGAUUGAGUCAAAGUGAAUGUCCUAUCCUCAGUCCAAAGCAGUCAUCUCUGAGGCAGAGCUGCGGUGCAAGACCUCGGCUUGUGACUGCCACUGAUGUGGUCAAAUACUGGCAGAAGGUGUUUGAGACAAAUGGGAUCCCUGAAGCAAGAGAAUCCAGUGAAUAUAUCCUGGCAUUUGUCCUGGGAGCAAAAACAUUUCAGAGUUUGAACUCCAAAAGCCUCCACACUCCGCUUACAGCAGCGCAGCAGGAGCAAAUCCAGCAGCUGAGCAACAAGCGACUAGAAAGAAUGCCGGUGCAGUAUGUGCUUGGUGAGUGGGACUUUCAGGACCUGACUCUGAAGAUGAGACCCCCAGUAUUUAUCCCUCGGCCUGAAACAGAGGAUCUCGUCUCUUUAGUUGUGGAGGAAGAAUCUCAGAAAUGUGAGAAGAAUUCAGGCCUCUGCUUUCCCGUUUCUGUCCCUCGUCCUGUGAUCCUGGAAAUCGGCUGUGGCUCUGGAGCAAUUGCUCUGAGUCUGUUGUGCAAACUGCCACAGAGCCGGGUGAUAGCUGUGGAUAAAGAGAAAGCUGCUGUGGAUCUCACCAGGGAGAAUGCACAUAGGCUGCAACUCCAGGAGAGAAUCCACAUCCUCCACCAUGAUGUUUCAUACAAUUCUGCCAAGCAGCUGCUGCUCUGGGGCCCCACAGACUUCAUAGUCAGUAACCCCCCAUAUGUCUUCCAUGAAGACAUGGCUUCCUUGGACGCAGAAAUCCUCCGCUAUGAGGACCUUGAUGCACUGGAUGGGGGAGAUGAUGGGAUGAGAGUCAUCAAAACAAUUCUGGCUCUGGCUCCUUCUCUUCUGAAGGACUCUGGGAGCGUGUUUCUGGAAGUUGAUCCCAAACAUCCAAAUAUGGUGGAGAACUGGCUACAGGCACACCCCAACUUACUACUCGUCCUUCGUGCCAUUCACAAGGACUUCUGUGGCAAGCCUAGGUUUCUGCACAUCCAAAAACAAAGCAGAUGACAACUGUACCAGAAAUAACUCUUCUUGCAGUAUGCUUUU
Messenger RNA from Pygoscelis adeliae (Adelie penguin), 1365 nucleotides. RefSeq names its product HemK methyltransferase family member 1 (gene HEMK1). The record is from RefSeq and is a predicted model, not a curated record. NCBI's taxonomy places the organism in Eukaryota, Metazoa, Chordata, Aves, Sphenisciformes, Spheniscidae. Gene Ontology annotation, biological process: protein methylation. The transcript is spliced from 11 exons. Bases 259 to 1326 code for a protein of 355 amino acids. Gene Ontology annotation, cellular component: mitochondrion. Gene Ontology annotation, molecular function: nucleic acid binding; protein methyltransferase activity.